CAGAUGCUUUCAAGAAGGAGCAUCUGCUGCAGCAGGCUGAUAAGACUGUUGCACAUAACCGGGUGGCCCAGUGAACGAGGGGCCUGUCUGAGCUGAUGAUUUUGCAGGACAAACUAAUAGCCAGCCACUUCACGAACUGGGAUGAGAGGAUCCAGCGGUUGGAGACCAGAGUGGCUGAUCUGGGAACUCAACAAUCUAAGAUCCUGGACUCUAUCCAGAAUCUGACUGCUGAGUUAACAACGGUCAACGUCAUCACUCCCCUGGUCCCGGUGGUUUCCUCUCCAAAACCCAAGAAGCCUUCGCAACCUCCUUCACCCCCUGGAUCUCCUCAUCCCUCUCACAAGUCUUCUCCCUCUGUCACCUCCCAGGCCAAAGCCACGCCUCCUCCCACCUUUGCUGUUGUUGUUGUUGGGGACCAGCGAGGUCCUAAAAUCCCUGCCCCCAACAAAUACAAGGGGGAUGACCCCGAAGUUGAUGUUGGGGACUGGGCGGCCAUAACCCAGGCAUAUCUGAAGGGGUUCCAGUGCCGAGAACAGCAAAAGGUGGCUACUAUUGUGGGGCUGCUGGAGGGCCCAGCCCAGAAAUGGGCUACAUCUACAGCUAGUGUCGAGCAGCAGUCUUUGGAGGGUUGGGCAUUGGCACUGGGGAUUGACAAACUUUUGCAGGCCCUAGAGGACAGGUUUGCAGAGAAGGAACGUGCACGCAAAGAUGCUGAUAAAAUAGCACACCUGGGCCAGCAGCGUUACAGCGGCAAUCUGCAGGCUCUGUUUACUGAUUUUGAACAGCUCACCUCCACCCCUGGCUUUGUUAUGUCUAUUGAUGAUUUGCUGACUUACUUUUGCAGGGUUGUGCCUGAAAAGUUCUGUGUGGCAUUGUACAGCGCAGGGCACAAAGACUGGAGGUCAUUUGACCGCGCAACAUUGGACAUGGAGGCCAAACUUCAUGUCCAGGCCUCUUCCAGUGACAGGAAGAAAGGCGCUUUCGCUCGCGGUGGUAGAAGGGGAAAAGCGGCUUUGCUCACGCAGAAUCGGCGUCAUCAUCUGAUGCAGGAUCCCGGCCUGGCCUUGACUCGUGCACCUGUUCUGAAGCUACCUGACCCCACUUUGCCAUUUGUCCUGACCAUUGACGCCAGUGAGUAUGGCAUUAGGGCAGUACUUCAGCAGGAUGAUGGGAAUAGUCUGAGACCUGUUGAAUUCAUGAGUAAGAAGAUCAAGACUCAGAAGGUUCAUGACUCUUCCUACGAGAAAGAGCUGUAUGCUCUUGUCAGUGUCCUGAAACAUUGGAAACACUUUCUCCUAGGCAGGCACUUCAAGAUCUUUUAUGAUCAUUCCACCUUGCAGUGGUUGAAGUCCCAGGGAGAGUUGAAUGACAAGUUGGCACGCUACAUUCAGUUCAUUGAUCUGUUUGACUUUGAACUGAAGCACAAGAAGGGCUGCUACAAUAAAGUAGCUGACGCCCUCUCUCAUAGGCCUGACUCUUUUGUGCUGAUCUCCUCUACUCAUUCCUUUGGAGAGGAGGUCCGUUAGAACAUUGCUCGUUUACUGCCUCAGGAUCCGACUUAUGAACCCAUCGU
Messenger RNA from Chara braunii, 1573 nucleotides. NCBI's taxonomy places the organism in Eukaryota, Viridiplantae, Streptophyta, Charophyceae, Charales, Characeae. The record is from the annotation of a GenBank genome assembly.